Messenger RNA from Staurois parvus, 3442 nucleotides. NCBI's taxonomy places the organism in Eukaryota, Metazoa, Chordata, Amphibia, Anura, Ranidae. The record is from the annotation of a GenBank genome assembly.
UGUUUACACCGCUGGAAGGCUGGAUGGCCGGUGCAGCUCUCAGUUAUGGCAUGGGACAAGCAGUGUGUAAUAGAAGACCGUAAAGCAAUUAUGGAUACGGACACUUCAGAUAACACCAAAUCCCCCCCAGAAGCCAGUAUUGAAAGUAUUGGAGGCGGAAGUACGGUAAAUAAAGGAUUGUCCCUCCCCGAGAGUUCACAUCAGUGUCCUGAUUCUCAGGCAUCUUCUGCUGGAGAUCUUUGUGGCAGUGUGCAGCCUGAUUCUGAAGACAGAAAAAGUUGUGAGGCCCGGUGGUUACAGGUAUUUCAACUUGUAGAGAAGCAGUGUCAAGAGCAGAUAGAUGCCCAGCAAGAACAAUUUAACCAUCAAUUACAGCUCGUCCGUGAGGAAAUUAAACACUUAGCCCAGUUACAGGGAAGCAGCUCUCCUUGGAACAGUAGGACAGGCGAUGCCAUCUUAACUCAAGCAAGUGGAGCCCAUCCUCCAAGUGCUGAUGCUGGACAGCAUUCCCAAGAUGAAGAGAGGGGAGAAAGCACCAACACCGCAUUCCAUCUGUUUAGAGAACUUGAUAUUCAGAAAAGAGCCUUCAUUACACAGGAGCACUUUCCGGAGAGUAAUUCCAUCAGCAGCGGCUAUGGAACACUUUCUGCCUCUGAGCCAAAUGCUUGUUUAAGCAGCUCUAGUCAAAAUACCUCAAGGAAGACCAGUCUGCCUACAAAACAAACUUUUGUAGAAUGCAGAACUGAAUUUACCAAGCAUCCUCAUACACCUGUGGACAAUGAAAAACCUUUCAUACUAGUACCUGAUACAAAAUGUCUAUCACACCUUGAGAAAUCUUCUGAAGGAAACCUGUCAGGAAGCCUUGUAAACUAUGGGAAAAGGGUUGUCAGCCAAUCCAACCAGCCAAGCAGUAAAUCACUGACAACAUGGGCCCAGAAGCUGAGACAGACUCAUCAAAAAAGAUCUGUCCAAAUGGAACAAAGCUCUUCGACACCACAGCCAAAUCCACACCCAGAAAGAGAAUCUGAAAACACAGAUAUCUCUCCAAACUUGUUUUCCCUCAACAAUCGUGCAGAGAGUGUAAAUUCCCUAUUUUCUGCAGGAUCUGGGUUUACAUACUGGAUGUUGGAUGAAAAGGACUUAUAUCAUCCUUUGCCUGACAACCUUGAAACUGGAGUUUCCAAAAUCUUUCACACCAAAGAGCCUGAUGAAGCAAGGAUUCCAUCUCUCACAGAUAUAUAUCAUCGGAAGCAAAGAGAAUAUGCACAGCGGCCUGCCUGGGAACCACUCCCUCCUUCUGAACACACUCACCCUCCAGAGAUAUUAACAUUGGAUCCAACUCUACACAAAAAGCAUCUUCAUGGUGGUAAUCUGUGUAAUGAUGGCUACACAGCUCCUUUAACCCCAGACUCUAUUUUGGAAAGUGCUCCAUACAAGCAAUAUGAUGAAGAAUCUUUGUCUGCUGCCUCAUCACUGUUGGAUUCACCAAACAGAUCUACUCACAGCCCAGUGGCAGAUGCUGAGCAGUGGAAAUCUAGUAGAUAUCAAACAAGUAGGAAUAUAAACUACCAGCCAUGUCAAAGAGAUGCUAGUGUUGAUGAAAGGAUGAACUGUACUGAGGAUGAUGUCAAUAGCUUGACUCCUUCCUCUAUACCUCAGUCACCAUUGCCAGCUGCGGAAGAAAGUAUAUCCCACCCUUCUGGUGUCCUCUCUGUGGAUCACCCUGUGAUGCUUUCCAAUAUCAGACGGAGUUUAAGAGAAAAACAUGCACGCCACUUGGCUGACCUACGAGACUACUAUGAAUCAGAAAUCAGUAACCUGAAGCAGCAGCUUGUAGCCAAUAACAAAUCUACUACUACCUCGGAGGAUCUGAUGAAGAUGAACAGCUUGACUGAGCAGUGUGCUAAUAUGGAAGAAGCUUUGGCAGAAGCCAGUAAACAAAUCUAUAUGCUUGAGAACAAAAAAAUAGUGAUUUGGAAAAACAAGUGGCUGAGUGGAAAGAACGGUACUACAGUGCCAGCAAUUCUUCAAAAAAAUCUGCAAGAGCACAUUGAGGAAAUGAGAACAAGGAGCAAGGAAAAGGAAAAUGCAAUCAGCCGACUACAGUCCAGGCUCAAAGAAGUUGAAGGGUCAUUUGAAAAAGCUUUCAAACAGUCUGAUGAUAAAGAUGAACGAAUAAAGCAAGAGCACAAAAUGUUUCAAGAUCUUUUGUUGGAAUACGAAUCCCUUGGAAAGGAACAUGAAAGGGUUAAAGACACACUAGGCGUGACAGAAAAUAAGUUGUGUAAUGCACAAUCUGAUGUGAAUGAACUCAGAAGGACAGUUUUAAAGCUGGAAACACAGAUUAGGCAACUGGAGCAUGAAAACAUGGUGAAACUUCGACACAUUGCUGAAGGCCAGUCAUGGUCAUCCAAUUCAAGCAAACAAUUGUCACACACUGCUGGUAACUUGCAUACUGUGGAUACUGCACCCUGGAAGUCGGUGAAAUCUGAAACACUGUGUACUAAUCAACCAGUUGACAAUAAAGCCAUAGAGAUGGAGAAUGGAAUGAACAUGACACUUCAUAUGUGCCAAACAGGUACCAUUCCCCACCAGAAAAGGAUGCUUUACAUAGUUAUAUGGCAGCUAAACCCAAGACAGAAGACAGCAGUACUCAGGAGAGUCCGAUUCUAAAAGCCUUAAGAGACUUUGAAGAAGAGAAGGGGCUAAAGGGCUGGAAUAAAGAAAGCUCAUUUCAUAGACUGUCAAGUAAACAGACCGUGGCGUCCAGUGACUGCUAUACUCCUCGUGCUUCUCCAGAUAAAAGUAGAGAUCGGCAAAACCGUCUUAACUCUCCAGUUGGUCCACGAUCCUCUUCACUUCCACCUUCAAUCAGGAAGACAUCCACUGUUACCACCCCAACAAAGCGUGAAUUGAUGUUAAUCCCUUUGCAAGUGAAGUACAGUCCAAAGCGUUCUCCAAGUGAGAAUCUUUCUCCAGGGUUGAGUCCGUUGUUAUGUGAUGAGGAAAACACAGUGACAAGGUUUGAUGUUGCUUGGGCAGAAUCAUCAAAGUGUAAAGAUCCAAGUCCUAGAAAGAGGCUUCAGUUUAUGUCUUUGGAAGAUUCAGAAGAGAGGCAAAAAACUGUCAUUAUUCCAGAGAACAACACCCAGCCACAGCUCCCUCUAGUAAUGCCACCAUAUGAGACUGAAAUCACAUACAACGAGAGGAUGAAAAACAUAGCCGACACAGAGAGGCUGUUUGAUGAGCUAACAGAGGAGAAAAAAAACAGAUAGAAGCUGCUCUCAGCCGAAUGCCAAGUGUUGGUCGAAGAAUGAGCUUGCAGAUGCGAGCCAUGAAGGAAAACUUGGAAGAUCGCCUGGAAAAAAUUAACCGUGAUCUGGGGUCAAUCCGAAUGACACUGAAAAAAUGCCAUAUUUUACCAACGUCUGCAAAUAUUUAG